Molecule: messenger RNA, 1313 nt
Organism: Triticum aestivum (bread wheat)
Lineage: Eukaryota; Viridiplantae; Streptophyta; Magnoliopsida; Poales; Poaceae
Exons: 6
Coding region: 110-898 (262 amino acids)
Cellular component (GO): box C/D methylation guide snoRNP complex; small-subunit processome
Molecular function (GO): snoRNA binding
Source: RefSeq, a predicted model, not a curated record
UCGAGCGCGAAUUUAUUCCAUGAUUAACGCGUGACUAAGAUUAGCGCCGCCGCCGUCUUGCGUCCUUGCUGCCCUCCGUUGCGGCGGAGGACGCCAUUAGACUAAAAACAUGCGGGCACGCCGUUGCCGCUGGGCUGCACUCCACGAUCCUCCGGCCAGCGAAGGUAUAAUUUUAGGUUUGUCAUCGCUCAAGAAGAAGAUUAAUGAUUCUUCAACCAUGCUGUUGUACGAAUUGCCCUCUGGUUUCGCAAUUAUCUCUUUUGAUGGGGUCGACCUCACCAUUCCGAUGAAGGAUCUCUGGGCAUACCCGCCACAGAAUGUCAGGCUUGAGGGGUUCAAAAAGUUUGAGGAGAAGUCCACUGCCAUUGACCUCACUAACGGGGUGGUGGGCAAAGACCUGUCUGAGAUGCUCACCAAGUUUUGUGGCUCUGAGCAGAAACUACUUGUUGGACAGGCUGAAUAUAAAAGAAUAAUUGAAGGGAAGCUGGAUAUAACCUGUCAGUAUGAUAAUAUUGUGGAGGAGCUGAUUUGGGGUCUAGAUAAUAUCAUGCACACUUUAUUGCCUGAGGAAGCAUCAGAGCCGAAGGAGUAUCGGCCCCCCAGGGGGAAAGGAUUAAUCCUUUUCUUACACCAAUAUGGCUUUGUUGUCCAAGAAAACUCGGUUACUGGAAGCAUUGUUGAGAAGGCUCGUCUCUUGUACCACCUUGAGUUAAAUGAAAGGCAGUAUUUGAAACUAUUGUGCAGAUCUAUAAAGAAAUUCAUUGAUGUAUCAUCUCUCACUAAGCGUUGGAGUUUACUCAAAUUUGGAACAGCUCUGAAGUUUCUUUGUUACCCUGAAGAAUCGUACGAAGUUUGGGGCCCUCAUAAGAUGAUUGUAGUAUGUUUUACGUGCGUUUGAGUAUCCACACACAGCAAUUAUCGUUCUGACAGUAGACUGAAUUAUGUUUCUUUCAGAUUUUGUCCGCUGCUGAGUAUGAGGGUGUAACGUCCAGGAGACAUCAAUACAGACGUGUGAUUAAGGCUAAGAUCGAUGUCUUCUCAGUGUACAAUUAAUGAUGUUUUGGCUCUCUAUUCAGAAAGGCUUAACCUUCUGUUUCGUUUAUCCUUCCUGAUGCCGGUGGAGCCAAAGCAUAUUAUAAUUUGGAAUGAUCGUUUUUGCCGAUUCGACUGAUUUACCUGCUGGCUCCGAAGUUGGAAAAUAAGCUAUUACUGAUGUUGAUAGUAUGCUCGACUCCACUGAAAAUUGUACUCGAGUCUCUGUAGUCAUGACCAGUGAAUUGGAUUUCCCUGAGACGCGACAAAAAGAUGUUACC